AUGGCCCCUCCUAUGCAAGCAGUGUUUGUGAGGUUUUGGGACCAUCAGAUAACGUUCCUGGGGAAUCCCGUCGCCCAUCCCUUUUGGGCAGGCAGCCAGCCAUACUCUGGUGUCACAGCGCGCAAUGUGCCUUUUAGAAGCCUAUCCUUCUCGGGGAAGCCAACCCUAAUUUUCAUCAAGCGUUUCCUUCGAAUUAUAGGAAUAGAUUCCAAAGGAUUGGUGUGGAAUUUGAAGUCUACUAGCAGUCACGAAAUCCUGCGCGAGCAAGGUUUUCACAAGAUCUCCCAACAUCAUGAGGAUCCUAAACGGGCGCACUUAAAUCGUAUAUACUGGGUUGAGUUCAUGCAUAAGGCCAAAGACGACUGUUUUCUCGUCUGCAUAGAUGGCAUUGUGUACGAUGUCUCGAAGUUUACUCAUAAGCAUCCCGGGGACCCUGAUAUCAUUAGAGGUUUAUUGGCUUAA
This is a messenger RNA of Aspergillus niger, 462 nucleotides long. RefSeq lists its product as uncharacterized. Lineage: Eukaryota; Fungi; Ascomycota; Eurotiomycetes; Eurotiales; Aspergillaceae. The record is from RefSeq and is a predicted model, not a curated record. The transcript has 3 exons. Bases 1 to 462 code for a protein of 153 amino acids.